This is a messenger RNA of Owenia fusiformis, 951 nucleotides long. The record is from the annotation of a GenBank genome assembly. Lineage: Eukaryota; Metazoa; Annelida; Polychaeta; Sabellida; Oweniidae.
UGGGGUAGGUGAAGGCAACAAAUUAGUAUAGUAGGAGCAAAUAAAGUGGGGUAAUCAAUUUGGAUAUUUGACACUAAUGCAGAGAGGAAUAAUUGGACAUUAUUACUUUUCAAAAAUGGAAUUUACAAAACGAUGUUGGUUCUGUAAGUCUACAAACCACACCAAGCGACAAUGUGAACUCUUCAAAAAUGCCAGGUAUUUCUGUUCAAAAUGCCAAAUUUAUGGACACCGUAAUAAAGAUCAUCAGGAUAUUCCGACACUCCAGGAGAAUUUUAUGAAGGCAUUCAAGUCUGCCUCUACACAAACAAAACAUUUAAAAUCAAAUGAACGAUCAAAGCAACAUAAUAAAUAUUGCCAAACAGCAACUGUAAACAUGGAUAUUUAUAAACACAACAUGGACAACUACAAACGUAUAGAGAGCGAAUUAUAUGGACAGAAGAAUGGCAAUCGAAUAUACAAAGAACGCAUCCAGACCCUACAAUCACAAAACGUUAACAUUUCAGCGGUAAUUAAAGCUCAAGACAUACAGAUCCAAGAAUUACAAAAGGACUUAUUGGAAUAUUCCGAUCGAACAACUAGGGACGAUAAAACCAUCUCCAAACUGAAAUCAGAUCUGACAGAUUCUGAGGUGAGAAUAUGUUCAUUGACAGCUUCUUGUGAUAAACAUCUUAGUACGAUCAUUGAUAUUACGAAUCAACUCAAGGAACAAUCCGAAACAAUCGAAAUUUACAAAACAGUGAUAAAAACCCAGCAGGAGAAAUUGGAUCAAAUUAUUACUCGAACGGGGGCAUCUGAAACUACAACAAUAUGGAAACAAUUAGGAGAACAUCUAUUUUGGAAAGGAAAGACACCAAAUCAACAAGCUAUACUCUUUGAUGUUUGAUUUAUAGAUGUGAUAUGCCAUGACCUACAACUACAGCAGAGAUGUGUAUUGAAUUCUUCAAUUUAUGC